Molecule: messenger RNA, 1009 nt
Organism: Chiloscyllium plagiosum (whitespotted bambooshark)
Lineage: Eukaryota; Metazoa; Chordata; Chondrichthyes; Orectolobiformes; Hemiscylliidae
Source: RefSeq, a predicted model, not a curated record
CAUGCAAGGAUAAAGGGGGCAUGGGAGUGAGUGUGGGUGAGAUGCUAUUGAGAGAGGCGGUGUGGACUUGAUGGGCCAGAUGGUCUGCUUCCACACUUUGGCGACUCUAUGAUUUGAAUGAGAGUAGUCCAUGGAGGCUGUCCAGGAUUAUGGUGAUUUUCAGACUGUGGAGAGUAGUAGCACUUCAGUCCAAAAAGGAAACUGAUGCAUUUUAAUUUGUAACCCUAACCUAAUCCUGGUGAAUUUGAUUUUUCUUCACUAGGGCAAACUUAUAUAUUGAGUAGGCAUAUGCAUGAGUAUAUACGGUAACAAGCUCUGAAUGAAGUUGAAGAUUUUCUCAGUGGAAACUCUCUCUGCUUAUGUGUAGAGUUAAAUUACACCCACGGGAUUAGUUCCAUUGCUUUCACGUUAUUCAUUUGGAAAGAGAUUAGGGAGACGGAAAGGAUAUUAAGGAAGCUAGAAAAGAUUGGAUUCCUGGUCAGUGAAGCCCCACACAGUUGAACAUGCCGACCUAUCUCUGAAUCUUUAAUCCCUUGAGCAAAGGAUUGGGAUACUCACCCUACUAAGGACUCAACACCAUCAGGAAAGCGGGCUGAGAAUUGGCUGUGAAGGAUGUGGGGAUGGGCCUUCCUCCCCAUCGUGCUGGCAGUCAGUGCAGCUGGAGGCUGCUGGGCCGUGUUCGGAAUAGCGGUGGCAAAUGGAUCUGUGAACAUUACUGUGGAAUUCCCCUACAUCAGUGUUUGUGGGGCUGAACCACCUCAGAGCUGCAUUUUUGGCCAAGUGAUGAACGUCGGGUCUUUUCUGGUUAUUUGGGUUUGUGUCAUCAGAUACCAGCAAGUGAUAGACUAUGGGUACCAGUCGGCACUGAACAUUGUCAGUCUGGUGACCGGCUGCCUGUGCGCGAUCGGGGGUUCCUUGGUGGGAAAUUUCCAGGAACUCCGUGCUCUCAGAGGGAAGAGAAUAAAAAGUACAAACCCCAGCGGGGGGAGGAGCUAAUUUCUUUAUUGAU